ACGCGACGGCUCAGAGCUCCCUCCGCUCCGCACCCGGCGGACAGUGGCUGCUCAUCGCCCGGGCCUUGCACCUCGGUCGAACAUGUUCUCCAGGGCCCAGGUGAGGCGGGUUCUGCAGCGGGUGCCCGGGAAGCAGCGGCUCGGCAUCUACAGGUUCCUGCCCUUCUUUUUUGUCCUGGGAGGAACGAUGGAGUGGAUCAUGAUCAAAGUGCGCGUGGGCCAGGAGACCUUCUAUGACGUCUACCGUAGAAAAGCCUCAGAAAGACAGUUUCAGAGAAGGCUGGAAGACGCAUCCGAGACUGAACUUGAGCAGCCAAUAAAGUGAAUGUGAAUCUCCACUACGGGGUCAGCUCCUUUAACAGUGUGCUGUUCAGAUCUCUUGUUCUGUGACACAGCUUGUCUUCUAGCAGAUACACAUUACUCCAAGACGUGCCUUGCAAACAGUCUUCGUAGUUUUGCAGUCUGUUCAAAUGCUUCCUACCUCCCUGCGGGACAGCACUCGGGCGGAAACAUUUCCUCCUCCGACACCCACCAGAGAAUCUAGUCCAUGAAGUAUUUCUUAAGCAAAUCAAGCAUCAGUCAGUACGCCUCUCAGUGCAGCCUGAAUUGUAAAGCCCUUUCUUUUUGGGCCACAAAUGAGAACUAUAUUUUUUUUGACAGAAUUCUAAAUAAAUUAUGGAUAUUUACAUGUUCUCCACUGUGAGAUCACUUAAACCGAAAUAAUUGUGAGAAUUACAUUUCUCCCAGCUUCAAGAAUGUAAGCUUUGUGCUAGUGUGGACUACACAUUCUUCAUGCUGGUGCUCCUGUGAACAGAAAUGGGCCCGUCCUUUGCGUGCCUGGGCUGGGCAUCCACGAGAACUGUAGACAGCAAGCUUCCCACUCCUCUGAGGCAACGCUGCUCUCUCAUCCAGCUAUCCAGCUGCUGUUCCUUCCCUAAGAAAUGACCCUACACAGUGUAAAACAGCCACAUACUAGAACUAAACCAGGGGCUCAAUCUACUGAGAGAGAUUUGGCAUACAUUUGGGACAACUGGUAGAAAAAGUCCCUUUCCCAUGUUUGGAUGACCAUCCAACAUCUUUUCAACAAGACAGUAUCUACACAGUAAAGACGACUACAUCUCAAAACGGUGUUCAGAUACUGUGCAGGAGCAGGCGCGCUGACUCUUCAGGAUACAGUGUAUCCUCAGGUUCAUUGUCUCUGCCAUAAACAUGAUCAUGUCAUCUACGUUUUUCUAGAUAUUUUCCCCCUUAAGUUUGUCCUUUUAUGCUAGAAUCAGUUUAAUGUAAAAUGACUCAGAUCUUAUGAAAAGCACUACCCAGGGCUGACGUGGCGCAGCGGCUUCAGCUGCCACCCGUGACACUGGCAUCCUAUAUGAGCCCCAGUUUGAGAACUGGCUGCUCCACUUUCGAUCCAGCUCCCUGCUAACGUGCCUGGGAAAGCAACGAAAGAUGGCUCAAGUGCUUGGACCCCUGCCACCCACACUGGGAGACCUAGAUGGAGUUAAAAGGCUCCUGGCUUCAGCCCAGCCCCGCCCUGGCCACUGCAGUCAUUUGGGGAGAGAACCAGCAGAUGGAAGAUCUCUAUUCUUCUACCUUUCAAAUCAAUAAAAUAAAUUUUAAACAAACAGAAAGCACUACCUACAGCAAGCUCAGUCACUACCGGGAGACGGUUCUGGAGUGUGAAGGUAAGUGACCAGCACCACCAGGAGGAGGACUGUGGUUCCUGAAUUCUCAUGCCCAGUGUGUCAUCGCGAGUUCCUGGUGAUCCUGACUUACAGAUAUUUUAAUGAUUAGAAGCUACUUAACAAAGUUAACCUGUCACAUGAGUCUCUCAAUCAGAGACGGUCACAUUCCCUAUGUUCUCCCUUGCCCAUAUUUGCUAUUUCUAGAGAAUAUGUCACACACAUACAUUUUACAAAGAUUAACAAAAAGUGUUCAUAAAACCAUUAGCCAACUUCUGCAACUGCUCAGCUCCAUGGUUCCAUGGCUCCUCUCCAGGGAGAAUCACUGGCCUGAAUUUUGUCUUCCUUCACUGGAGUUUUUCUCUCCACUUCUACUCCCUACUCUUUUCUUCUUUCCCUUGCAGUGCUGAUUCACUGAAGGACAACACACUUUAGAAAAUGACAAGAUAAUGUCUGACUUCAAGGCAGGUAGACUAGGGAAGGAACUACUGUAUUCAAUGGAAGAAAUGUUUUCAUAGCACAUUAGGCUAUGAAAGAUGCUGUAAGAACUUACCUUUGUUAAGGUGCAAGCAUUUAACUUUCCCUCAAAAAAUUCUUUAGCUCUUUUUUUUACUAGGAACGUGACACCACCACACUUACCAGAUACUAGAACUGUUUAAGGGAACUUAACAUGGGAAGAACCACAAUGCUCUUAUAUACCGAUUAUAGAAUGCCAAUGGCUCCUAGUAUGAACAUGGGAAAAAAUUUUAACAUAUUUCAAAAACUACAGCACUUAUUCUAGAAUGAUGGAAAACCUAAUUAGCAUUUAUUGUUAACAACCUAUGGCCUUUCUAGUGCUAGGGAAAGACCAUGGGUUUCAGUCUGUCCCCUUAUCUGAACUGACAGGGAAAGUAACUCAGGCACAAACUAAAUAAUAAAUGAAGGUUAUUUUUGUCCACCUGCCAGUUCAAUUAUGGAAGUCUUGCCUAAAUCCCUGAUGUUACAACUUAAUCACACUCAUCUUUCUUUUUAUGUGUUUGCAUUUUUCACACUGAAUUACGUAUCUUUAAAAAAUAUAUAUACUCCUGCAUCACUGUGUUUUGUUCAGCAAUCUAAUCUCCUACUAAGCAGUACCAGUGCUUAGUCUUUACACAUGUAUUAACCUUGGAAUCUCUUGCCACAUUAACACACAAUACACAAGUCAUUAACACCACAAAAUACCCCAAAGGGGAAAGAAACAUUAAUUUGCUCAGCUCUGAACUUUCACUUGGCUGAUCCAGCAUCAUUCCAAACUAAAAAGGAACAGAGUACUAUUCAGCAGUACUGGUUUGCUUAGCAUUCAGCCGGGAUGCUUCCACGUCAAUGGUUGUUCAGAAUAUGCUCCAGCACAGAUGGAAGUCAAGGCCUUAACUCGGGACAGAACCACAGGGAUUUGCAAAGUGAUAUUAGAGGAAAACAGUUGUUUGAUUUUACCAACACUUUCCAUGGAAAGCAUUUUCGUGAAAAGCACUUCUGUUUAAGAACUUAUAGACAUAGCAAAUACACACCUGGGCUACAUGUCUCUUCUGGACACAGACAAGCUAACUCUGAAGUAGGUUAUUCUGCUUUAUGAUAGAGGACAUUCCUCAUCUUCUGCCCUCGUAACUCUCUUCAGUUUUAACUUCAACCCACACUGCUGCCCAAGCUGCGGACAAGUGAGAAUUCC
This is a messenger RNA of Lepus europaeus (European hare), 3366 nucleotides long. RefSeq names its product ubiquinol-cytochrome c reductase complex assembly factor 5. The record is from RefSeq and is a predicted model, not a curated record. The transcript has 2 exons. Lineage: Eukaryota; Metazoa; Chordata; Mammalia; Lagomorpha; Leporidae. Bases 83 to 325 code for a protein of 80 amino acids.